GACGUCACAGCAGCGUCCUCUGAAGUGCCCGUCAGUGACGUCACGUUGAAUGUUCAGAUCAACAACUAUGAAGCUUCUUCCUCUCGUGUGUCUCUGCGUCGUGACUCGGUCUGGAAUAACGUUUGCUGAUGAAAACGGUGGAGUGGUGGUGAAAGAAGACAGUGAUGCUGUGUUACCGUGUUCCCUCAGCACCAAGGAGAACAUCGAGACGAAGCUGUUUGACUGGAAGAAAGACGAUCACAAGGAGGUGUUCAUGUACGACGGAGGAGAUUAUUACGCUCACGGCCUUUCAGGUCAAGACAAACAGUUUGAAGGUCGAGUCUCACAUUUUAACGACGAGCUGAAGAACGGUAACGCCUCCAUAAAGAUCAGGAAGACCAAGGUGGCCGACAGUGGAAACUACACCUGUUUUUUUCCUCGUCUGCAGCCGAGUCAAAUGUUCCACAUUGAGCUGGUUGUUGGUGCUAUCUUAAAGGACAGAACACCUGAAAAAAUCCAAGGUGCUGCUCCAGAGCCGUAUGUCACCAUACUCGAUGAAUCAAAGGACUGGUCUCUGCUGCAGUGUUUAGUCAGAGGAGCUUCUCCUCGACCUAAAGUGGAGUGGAGGGACAGUUCUGGAAACAUCCUUCAUGCUAAAGAAGCACAGGUCACAGAAAGAGGAGGCAGCUACGACAUCAUCCUCCAAACCACUGUGACCAAGACCGACCACUACAGCUGUGUGGUCACACAGGACCAGAUCAAACACCACACUGAGGCAGAGACCUACGUUCACAUCAACGGAGCAGCUUCAGAGCCGCACGUCACCAACCUUCAUCAAACCAAGGACCAGGCCCUGCUGCAGUGUUUAGUUAAAGGAGCUUCUCCUCGACCUAAAGUGGAGUGGAGGGACAGUUCUGGAAACAUCCUUCAUGCUAAAGAAGCACAGGUCACAGAAAGAGGAGGCAGCUACGACAUCAUCCUCCAAACCACUGUGACCAAGACCGACCACUACAGCUGUGUGGUCACACAGGACCAGAUCAAACACCACACUGAGGCAGAGACCUACGUUCACAUCAACGGGGAGGAGGGUCAGGGUCUCCACCUCACCUGUACACAAAGAAACAACAACUUCCCACUUACCUGAACCCUAAUCCUAACCAUCCAUCUCCACAUCGUCCUCUUCCCUGCUUUUUAUUCUUAAGCUCACCCACAAUCCUAAAGCUAACCGUGAACCCAGCAGCCUCCCUAAACCUGACCGCUUCCUUCUCUUCAACACAACCAAAUGAAUCUGUUUACUUUGAAUCUACCAUGACAUCUUUUAAUGUUCUUCUCUUUUACACUUUUAGCUCUUUUUAGGCUUUUAUGAUCUGCUUUCUCUCCCGCCUACUUAGAGGGGAUUUCAAGAGGAGGACCCCCUCCUACCAAUUAAAGAAAUACUGACCAGGGCCUGUGCCAUCUUUGGACCACAAGCUGCUCAGACCUAAGUCCCCUAACCUAUAUACAAACU
Labrus bergylta (ballan wrasse) is the source of this 1486-nucleotide messenger RNA. NCBI's taxonomy places the organism in Eukaryota, Metazoa, Chordata, Actinopteri, Labriformes, Labridae. The record is from RefSeq and is a predicted model, not a curated record.